Molecule: messenger RNA, 555 nt
Organism: Amaranthus tricolor (Joseph's coat)
Lineage: Eukaryota; Viridiplantae; Streptophyta; Magnoliopsida; Caryophyllales; Amaranthaceae
Source: the annotation of a RefSeq genome assembly
AUGAAUUGGCGCUCAGAACGUAUAUGGAUAGAACUUAUAACGGGAUCUCGAAAAAUAAGUAAUUUCUCUUGGGCCUUUAUCCUUUUUUUAGGUUCAUUAGGAUUCGUAUUGGUUGGAAUUUCCAGCUAUCUUGGUAGGAAUUUGCUAUCUUUAUUUCCCACCCAGCAAAUUCUUUUUUUUCCACAAGGAAUUGUGAUGUCUUUCUAUGGGAUCGCGGGCCUCUUUAUUAGCUCUUAUUUGUGGUGUACAAUUUCGUGGAAUGUAGGUAGUGGUUAUGAUCUUUUCGAUAAAAAAGAAGGAAUAGUAUGUAUUUUUCGUUGGGGAUUCCCUGGAAAAAAUCGUCGCAUCCUUUUCCGAUAUCUUAUAAAGGAUAUCCAAUCUAUUAGAAUAGAACUUAAAGAGGGUAUUUCUACUCGUCGUGUUCUUUAUCUGGAAAUUAGAGGCCAGGGAGCCAUUCCUUUGACGCGUACUGAUGAAAAUAUGACUCCACGAGAAAUUGAACAAAAAGCUGCUGAAUUGGCCUCUUUUUUGCGUGUACCAAUUGAAGUAUUUUGA